GUAAGAGAGAGACUGCCUUUUUGGGGGGGACAAAACCUGCACAAGUUUGAGCAUUACAUAAGGAAAUUCUGCUUUUAGCCUGCCUCCAGGUUUGUGCGUCUGUCCCGGACGAAGGGGCGGUGGGGUGGCGUCACGUCAUAUCAGCCGCCGCGCUCUGAUUGGCUGCCGAUUCUCACCCGACACAGCUGUGAUUGUUUUCUGCAGAGGAAGCUCUGGUCUCUGGUAUGAGCUCUGUGCUGAGGAAUGGAGCAACGCUGUAGUGGUUUUUUUCCCUCCACUUCUUUUCUCUCUCUGAGUCCACUUACGAUGAUGUGAACAAGCAACGUGAUCGCAUUGCUUGUUGUUAAGAAGAGGAAAACAAGGGAGAGAGUGUACUUUAAUUAACAGCAGCGGAGGUUUCUCUUUUGACCAGACACUGAAGACGUCUGGAGAUCAAGCCCCAAAGUGCCAAAUGUCCAGACUAGACGACCACUGUUGGAGCUGCUCCUGUGCAUCGAGGGUGGAAACUAAGCACUCAUCAUCUGGAGCGAAGUGGUUGGCAUCGAAAGCUGAAGAGAUGAUGUCCAUUAUCACGUCGGUGCUCAGCAAUGCCUACGGCUCCCUGCACGACGUCCGGACGGCUAACCUGAUCCGCCGGGGUCUCGUCCUCUUCACGGUGGGAGCCUUCCUCGCCUUGGUUCUCAACUUGCUGCAGAUACAAAGGCACGUCACCCUGUUUCCAGAGGAGGUGAUGACCACUGUGUUUUCGUCUGCCUGGUGGAUCCCACCGUGUUGCGGUACCGGUGCUGCUGUUGUCGGCCUGCUGUAUCCCUGCCUCGACAGCCAUUUGGGAGAGCCGCACAAGUUCAAGCGGGAGUGGGCCAGCGUCAUGAGGUGCAUCGCAGUGUUCGUUGGCAUCAAUCACGCCAGUGUUAAACUAGACUUCGUCAACAACAUGCAGCUCUCCCUAACCCUGGCAGCCUUGUCCUUGGGACUGUGGUGGACAUUCGACCGGUCCAGGAGCGGCUUUGGUUUGGGCAUCACCACUGCCUUCCUAGCUACUGUGAUCACACAGCUGCUAGUCUACAAUGGAGUUUACCAGUAUACGUCUCCAGACUUCUUGUACGUGCGCUCCUGGCUCCCAUGCAUAUUCUUCUCUGGUGGUGUUACGGUGGGGAACAUAGGGCGCCAACUUGCCAUGGGUUGUGUGGAGAAACCUCACAAUGACUGAAUGGUGAAGCACAGAACAGUGGAAAGAUAGAAGAGAAACCAGGUGGAGAACCAACAUGGACAAGUUUUGCUUUGAACUCAGAAGAGAAAAAAGACUCAUUGGUUUUUGACUCCAUCCUUUGUUCUCAUAACAAAGUACUGGUCAGAAAAGCCCCUCAUCUAACGUGCCAUGUCCUCUGCACCUCCUUGUGGCCAAACAGCCUUUCCCUCCCAACCUCUGUUGUACUCCAUUAGCAUUAAGGCUUCCUUCACAUUAGACAGGAGGACAGUGUUUGCCUUUUGAAAAAAAAAAAAGUGAACAGUAAGCUGGUUUUAUUUUUGCGCUGGAAGAUCCGGCUCCUCAUCUUCCCACAGUUUAUGGAGUGAAAGAGUGUGUGUGCUUUAGUGUGGAUGUGUUGUGGUCUUAGCAGAAAAGACAUGGGGGUGCUAUAAUGUCUGUUUUUGUUUUAGUAGUUUGAAUAUGAUCAUAAAAGGGAAAUGUUAUAUGAAGUGGACAAAACAAAAAAUGUCUUAACUCUCACAUGGAAAAGUAUUCAGUGGCCUCAAUAUCUGAGGCAUGGAGGAGAUGUACUGUAUGUUCCCAAUCAAGCCAAAUUAAGUAUUUAUUUUGUUACAUUUUGAAUGACCCCAAACCAAAUGUACUGUGUGAUAAUGAAUGCUUCUUCCCAUUUCUAAAGAAACUACCAAUUUGUUUCUUUAGUCAGUCAGUACAGUCAGUCUGUACUGAUUGGUAUUCACUUGUACAUGAGUAAUAUAAGUGGGAUGAUAUUUGGAGAGGAAGAUGAAUAGUACUUAGGUUCUUCAGUGAAAAUGAGUCGUAUUUACUAGUCAUAAAAAAGCAUAACAUUGGCAGUUAUCCACCAGGACACAAUCGUGUUUUCCUUAUUUUUCACAGAAACCUUCUCUCACACCAGCAGUAUGUUGUUUCUCACCUGCAGAUGAUUGUUUAGAAGAAAGUAGGAUGAAGUAUGACAGAAGCUUUUUUCUUUUUCUUUUACUAGCAUAGUGAGGAAAGAUGCUAGUAGGUGCCGUUUUUUAAGAAUGUACCAGGAAUAUAUAUUACAAUUUUGCUGUAAUACCAGUUUUAAAAAAAAACUUCCGACACAUCUUUACCUUUGUGGCCAGGUGUUAAACAUCUUGUGGAAUGGACAAACAUUCACCAUGUUGAUCGUGAGCAUUUCCCACUUUAAAAUUGUAUCUUCAAACUUGCAGUUUGGGAACAUACGCCGGUUAAAGGAGAGAGCGGGACAUUAUUACUUCAGACUCGAAGAUUUGCAAUCUGUGAUUGCCUGUGUAUUAUAGAAUGUAGUGCUUUUGUCACUAUAACAGUUUAGUUUUAUCAUUUGUACAAACAUAAUGACAUUAUUGCUUGUAUAUAUGAUGGCUUGCCUAUGUAAUCAGACAGGUAUUACCAUACUAGACCUACAGUAUGUUAGUUAGUGUUUGGGGGUCUAGAGGAUUAAGUGCAAUCAGAGUAUACAUGAGCCGAUUAUUUUUCUUUAUUUAUUAUUAUUAUUGUUUCUGACAAUGGCUAAAAAAUAUAUAACUUGCAGUGUGAAUACUUUCAACAAAAACAGCAAUAACAUCUUUGUUUUUUUGUGAUUUUUUGUCAGAGAUUACAUGCCUUCAGAGUCAAUACCAAUGACUCUCACCAGAGAGACAAAAUUAAAUCUACAUAUUGUGUCAAACUGUUGUAAAAUCUGAUUUAGUAGCAUUAUCGAAGGAGACCUGAUUUAUUUUUUUAAAUACUUUUUCUUGCGACAGAUCUCAGAGGUCGGAUCUGUUAUAUUCAGGUGUGCUAAACUGAAGAGGAAGCUUUAUUUUUUUGAGGUGGUGUAACACCUUUUGUUUUGAUGUUUUAGAGUCCCUGUGUGUGUCUCAGAUAUUUCAGCUGUGUAUCAUUUUUGCUACCUUGGAUUUAAGUGAAAAAUAAUUAAAAAAAACACCUGAUGAGGA
Messenger RNA from Scomber japonicus (chub mackerel), 3165 nucleotides. It is a transcript of the gene insig1, whose product is annotated as insulin induced gene 1. The record is from RefSeq and is a predicted model, not a curated record. NCBI's taxonomy places the organism in Eukaryota, Metazoa, Chordata, Actinopteri, Scombriformes, Scombridae. The transcript has 7 exons. Gene Ontology annotation, biological process: cholesterol biosynthetic process; SREBP signaling pathway; cellular response to insulin stimulus. The coding region runs from base 452 to 1210 and encodes 252 amino acids. Gene Ontology annotation, cellular component: endoplasmic reticulum; SREBP-SCAP-Insig complex.